This is a messenger RNA of Ichthyophthirius multifiliis, 553 nucleotides long. RefSeq lists its product as hypothetical. The record is from RefSeq and is a predicted model, not a curated record. The transcript has a single exon. NCBI's taxonomy places the organism in Eukaryota, Ciliophora, Oligohymenophorea, Hymenostomatida.
CUUACAGGAUGUAUAAAAUGUUAAUCUUAAACUGUAUGUGAAGUGUGUAAUGAAUAAUUAGGAUUUAUUAAAAAAGGCGAUUAAUGUUCUAAAUGUCAUAUAGGAUGUUUAAAAUGCUCAAGUGAUUUAAAUACUUGUAUUUCUUGCGAAUAAGAUUUAUUUUUAGAAGAAGGAGGUUGUGUUUAGGAUUGUAAUCAUAAUUUUUAUAAAAAUGAAGAAACUAAAGAAUGUGAAACUAUUAUUAAAUGUGAUGAUGGAUUGAAUUAUUGGUAAAAUAAAUGUGUUGAAAAAUGUCCUGAAGUUACUGUAGCGAUAGAUGGAUAUUGUAUGUAAUGUCCUUAAGGUUGCCUUGAAUGUUAGAAUUAAUUUAAAUGUUCUUUAUGUGAUAUAAAAAAAUAACUGGAAUAUAUAAAAAGAUUUUAGUUGUUCUACUAACAAUGGAGAAAACACUUCUACAAACGAUGGAGAAAGCACUUCUACAAAUAAUGGAGAAAGCACUUCGACAAACAAUGGAGAAAGCACUUCUACAAAUAAUGGAGAUAAUCAUAAUUGA